Perognathus longimembris pacificus (Pacific pocket mouse) is the source of this 1941-nucleotide messenger RNA. It is a transcript of the gene Aplf, whose product is annotated as aprataxin and PNKP like factor. Lineage: Eukaryota; Metazoa; Chordata; Mammalia; Rodentia; Heteromyidae. The record is from RefSeq and is a predicted model, not a curated record. Gene Ontology annotation, molecular function: protein binding; 3'-5' exonuclease activity; DNA-(apurinic or apyrimidinic site) endonuclease activity. Bases 199 to 1695 code for a protein of 498 amino acids. Gene Ontology annotation, biological process: double-strand break repair. The transcript is spliced from 10 exons. Gene Ontology annotation, cellular component: nucleus; site of double-strand break.
GCUGACGGACCGGGGAAUCCCCGGGGGCGGGACUCCGGAAGCCGCCCGGGGGCCUCUGACCUGCGUGGAACACGCACAAUUUUUGUUUUCCUGCCAGCUCCAAAUUCCCGCGGCCGGGUUAGUCCGGCGUGGGUGUGUGGAAAGCGGAAGCAGCUGCUGGCGCUGUCUCCUCGUCUGGGUGCUUAAUCCUCGCCCGCCAUGUCCGGGGGCUUCGAGCUGCAGCCGCUGGACGGCGGCCCCCGGGUGGCCCUGGCGCCCGGGGAGACGGUGAUCGGCCGCGGGCCGCUGCUGGGAAUAACAGACAAAAAGGUGUCCAGAAAGCAUGCCAUUCUUGAGGUGGUGGGUGGUCAGCUUCGAAUCAAGCCGAUGCAUACAAAUCCAUGCUUUUAUCAGUCUUCUGAGACAGGCCAGCUCUUACCGAUGAAGAGAAAUCUAUGGUACUGGUUGCAUCCUGGAGAUAGAUUUUCUUUGUUAGGUGACAAAUACACUUUCCUUGUUUUCACUACACAUUCUGAAACAGAUCUGGAAUGUACCUUAAUAAACAGUCAAAAAUUUGAUGAAGAUGAUAUGUUGAAUGAAAUACCAAAGUCUCCUGUGAUUAAUUUACCUGAAAAGACAACUGGUACCUCACAGCUGGAAAGGAGCCCAGAAAUAACCAAGAGCCAGACUUCCACAAUUAAUAGCCUGCCUUUCCUAGGUGAAUGUAGAACAAACCCUGCCCAGAGGAAAAGAAUCCUUCCAGCUUGGAUGUUAGCAGAAAAUAUGAGUGAUCAAGACCUUUUAGCACCUGUUGUCAGUGGAGAUAAUCAUAUCAUCCAGGAAGAUGGAAAAGAAGGGAUCUGCAAAGAAAACACUCUACUAGAUAUGACACAGAAAGGCAGAAAACAAUUAAUUUCAUCAGGAAAUUCAGAAAGUAUAUCAGCAGAACAAAACUCAGGAAAAAAGUAUAAAAAUAUUGAUCAAGAAGAGCCUGUCAUUUCAUCCAAGGAAAUACCAGACUCAUUUUCUCCAAUUACAUUAAAUAAUAUAAAUAUGAGUAGUAUAAAGACUAAUGCACAGAGACACAAAAUUGUAGUUGAACAUAAAGUUGUGACUAAGGAAACACCAAAUGAAGAGGACAAGGCAGCAAGCUGUUCUAAGAGUUGUUUGAGUGUCCAAAGCAAGUUGUUCCCCACUGAGUCUGACAGAUGCCAUCUGGAUUCUGGCUCUGAUCCCUCCAGUCCUCAAACUUUUCAUACAAAGACAAUGGAUUCACUUCCACAAGGCUCACAAGGAAACAAGGUCAUGAGGACAUCCUGCAUGUAUGGGGCAAACUGCUACAGGAAGAAUCCUGUCCAUUUCCAACACUUCAGCCACCCUGGCGACGAUGACUAUGGAGAUGUACAAGUGGUGGAUGAAGAAGAAGCUGAUGGCCGGCCUGAAUGCCCCUAUGGAGCCUCUUGCUACAGGAAGAAUCCCCAGCACAAGAUUGAGUAUAGACAUAGUACAAUUCCAGCGAGAAACAUUUUAGAUGAAGGUAAUGAUGCGCAGCCCAAUGAGUAUGACCUGAAUGACAGCUUUCUAGACGAUGAGGAGGAAGACUAUGAACCAACAGAUGAAGACUCUGACUGGGAGCCGGGGAAGGAAGAUGAAGAGAAGGAAGAUAUGGACGAGCUUUUGAAAGAAGCAAAAAUGUUUAUGAAAAGAAAAAAAUAACCAUUUUUCUGUUUCCUUUAUGGGAAAAAGUCAGAAACUAAAGAGGUGCUUUCCUUCUUUGAUAGUUAUGACUUUUACCAUUGACUUCUUUGCAUCAAAACAAAACAUUGAAAUGCCUGUCCUCUUUGAAGUGAUAGACUGUAUUCCAUUGCCCCCCUCCCCCAUUUCAGGCACCUGGAAAUGAAGCAGAGAGAUUAAAGAGUAAUAAUAUUUUUCACAUACUUUCACAUACUUUAUAUUGCUAAU